Messenger RNA from Rhagoletis zephyria (snowberry fruit fly), 2141 nucleotides. It is a transcript of the gene GCS2beta, whose product is annotated as glucosidase 2 subunit beta. Gene Ontology annotation, cellular component: glucosidase II complex. Gene Ontology annotation, biological process: N-glycan processing. The record is from RefSeq and is a predicted model, not a curated record. Lineage: Eukaryota; Metazoa; Arthropoda; Insecta; Diptera; Tephritidae. Gene Ontology annotation, molecular function: calcium ion binding; protein binding.
CUGAUGGGAAAUUAAAGCCGGCAAUUGACAUUUCCUUGUUCCUUUUUUCAAUCAUUUUAUCAUUUACUGCCAUCAGUUUUUAAGGCCGCUAUACGUCAAAAAAGAGGAAAGGGAGAAUGAACAAAUUACCGUCGGUGAGAAAAUUAUCUUUGCCGCUAUUAGUGGUGUUAAUCGUAGUAGCGUUGGCAAUAGCGAAUAUUCCUCGUCCGCGAGGUGUUCCGCUAUUCAAGGCAUCGCUCUAUGCUCCCGGCCCCGGCAAAAGUUGGGUUUGCCUAGAUGGUCAAAAAACCAUACUUCAUACGCAGGUCAAUGAUGACUUUUGUGAUUGUGCGGAUGGUAGUGACGAACCAGGUACUUCUGCCUGUGCAAAUGGCAGUUUUAACUGUGCGAAUCUCGGCCAUCGCGCUGAGGACAUCCAUAGUUCGCUUGUUAAUGAUGGAAUUUGUGAUUGCUGUGAUGGUAGCGAUGAGUGGAGUGGGGGUGCUGCUAGUUGCCCAAACACUUGCUUGGAGCGUGGGAGAGCGGAAGAAGAACAGCGACGGUCGCAAGCGGAUUUGCACAAGCGUGGUAGUGCAAAACGAUCGGAAUUUAUUGCUAUUGGUAAACAAAUGCGAGUUGAUCGUGAAGCCCGGCGAAAGGAUCUUGAACAUAGGCGCAAAGAACAGGAGGCAGUGAAAGCAGAGAAAGAAGAGCUGAAAAAGACUGCAGAGGCAGCUGAAGCGGAAGCUCUCGAUAUCUACAAAGAACAACAGCGGGAAAGAGAUGCCGCUGCAGCCGAAGCCGCCAGAUCACAAGAGGAUGCACAGACUAUGCGUUAUGAGGCAGAGGCGGCAUUUAAUAAAUAUGAUGCGAACAAAGAUGGCUUUGUAGAAGUUACAGAAUUAAUGAUAGACAUGACACUCGAUCGAGAUCGCAAUGGCAUUGUAACUGUUGAGGAAGCAAAAUUCUUCUUAGAUGAACGAGAUCGCAUUGACUUGGACUCUUUCCAUACGCUUUCGUGGCCAAGAAUCAAACCGAUAAAGAUGUUAGCAGAAGGUAUUUUCAAACCACCAGUACUUGAAAACGGAGGACAAGAAGAAAAUGAAAGCGUAGAGACGCAAGAGCAAACCGCGAGAGAAGAAUUAGAACACGAAAUCGAAGAAGGUCAUGAACAAGUAGGCGUUGGGGAAGGUGCCGAUGGGGAAGAAGAGCUAUAUGAGGAUGAAGAAGGCGAAGCUGAUGUUGGGGUCGGUAGUGUGGCGGAUGCACCACAGUCUGAGCCAGACUACGAUCCAGAGACCAAACGCCUGGUUGACUUGGCAAAUGAAGCGCGGCAUGCUUACACCGAAGCAGAACAAAGCAUUCGUCAGAUUGAAAAUGAGAUUAAAGAAAUUGCAGAUCAAGAAGCUAAAGAUUACGGACCCAAUGAAGAGUACGCAGCACUAGAUGGUGAAUGUUUCACAUAUGAAGAUCGGGAGUAUGUUUAUUCACUUUGUCCUUUCGAACGAGCUUCACAAAAACAACAAAGGGGUGGUUUGGAAACAACGUUGGGACGAUAUGAAAAGUGGUUCGGUGAAGGUGAUAAAAAGUACCAAAAACAGAAGUAUGCUCAUGGAGCUGCUUGCUGGAACGGUCCACAACGUUCUGCUAUGGUAGAGUUUAAAUGUGGACUUUAUCAAAAAAUUACCUCCGUGGCAGAGCCAAGCCGUUGUGAAUACAAUUUUGUUUUCGAAACGCCAGCUGCUUGCGACGGUGUCUUUUCCGCUGACACGCGCCCGCAUGAUGAGCUUUAAAAAACGCUCAUUAAAAGAAUAAGAUAGCGCUCUUACACGUACAUACAUUUUACCGAGAUGUAGAGAGGUAUUCUCCGGAAAUGUUAUUUUUAAUGUAUAAAAAGUAAGAUUAAACUCGAUGUAUUUAAUAAAUGUAAUAUGAGAUGAAACUUUAGGAGCAUUGUCAGCAUUAUAGCAUUCCUUUGAUUGUGAAUCAAGCAAACAGGAAAUUUAUUUGUACACAUUUUACAACAACGUUCGUAUACUUAAUUAGUAAAUAUUUUUCACUUGCAUUUAAAUGAGAAAACGAAGGGCAUGUAAAGUGUUUCCUGUAAUCAUUUUCGGAAUGAAAUAAAUUCAACCAUUUAAAGUGGGUUUGGAAAGAUUUAA